Equus quagga is the source of this 2393-nucleotide messenger RNA. It is a transcript of the gene CIMAP2, whose product is annotated as lymphocyte expansion molecule. NCBI's taxonomy places the organism in Eukaryota, Metazoa, Chordata, Mammalia, Perissodactyla, Equidae. The transcript is spliced from 10 exons. The coding region runs from base 1 to 1203 and encodes 400 amino acids. The record is from RefSeq and is a predicted model, not a curated record.
AUGGCCACCAAGUGGUUCAGCGGAGCGCCCUUCGGGGUGCAGAGCCACAGGUUUGACGUCUCCGCCAUUUAUCCCAACCAGAAGAAGCUCAGCACCUUCACGGAAGCCCCGUACUCCAGGCAGCAUUCCGUGGACGUGUCCCACAUAGGACCUGGGACCUAUGGCAGCAAGGAGACCUGCUUCAGCAAGAAGAAGCUAAAGAAGGAGGUGGGCACAGGCUGGGCAAAGGCCCAGGAAGCCACCCGGCUCACCCAGCUGCCCCACUUCCAGUACCAGGCCAUCCUGAGGGAGAAGAAGCUGCAGAAGGAAAAGCUGGGGCCUGGCUCCUACAACUUCAAAGACUUCUUGGAACAGCUGCAGCAGAAACCGUGCAGCACGCGGGGGCUGCUCAGCUCCGGGGAGGUUCGCUUCCGAGGACUCAUUGGGAACUACUAUCCAGGCCCUGGAAAUUAUGGGGAGAAGGGCAACCCAUACACGAAGCUGGAGGAGAGCUCCUGGAACCGGUCUCAUUCAGAGGGCCUCAUGUGCAGGAUGACCAACAAGCCACCCCCCUUGGCCCAUCAGGGGAGUGGUUUGGCACCGGGCACCUACACCAUCAAAAGUGGCAUCGAAACGUACUUGGCGCAAUCCAUGGGUACCCGCGGCCCCUAUGACACUUUCUCUGGCGACCGAAGCAAGCCCCAGCCUUACGGACAUUACUCUGUGCAGGGAAAAACCUGCAGGGAACUGAUGAAUUUCAAGAGUUUUGUGGAAGAACUUAACUCACGUCACAAUCAGAAGCGUGGGGUUUUUUCGAAAGUUCCCCGCAACCCAAAAACCCCUCCAGAGAGGAUUUACUGGACCACCCUUAGCCAGUGCCCCCGAAAACUAGCCACGUCUGGUCCCGGGAUGUGGCUUCCUCCAGAGAAGGAGUGCAGACAGGUCAACCAGCCACCGUUCCUGCUGUCCUCCAAGAGGAUGGGCAUGAAGGCCUACCAGAUGCUUGUGGGAAGCUGGAACCCGGUAGGUGUGGGCCGCUACCUCAACCCCUGGCUGAUGGAGACAAAGGACCGACGGCAGCGCUAUCGGUCCCUGUACCUGAGUGGGUCCAAGCGCUAUCCCUCCAACCCGGCCUGGGACAGGCUCUUGCAGGAAAGGAUCACGCCUUUUACUAAGGGAAAGUGCCCUCCAACUGUGGAUUACAAUUCAGAUCCUACUCCUUAAAGCCACACGUGAAGGACAGCAUGCCGUGACCGGGGGGCCCAGAGGCCUGAAGACAAAUCUGGGGAUGGGAGGGUAGGAGUGGGAAUGGGGGAUCUUGGAGAAAGGACACAUGGGAAGGCCUGGAAGAUGUAGUGGGAUCACUUUUGCUGGAGCCGUCUGCCUGGGGGUCAUGAUGUCUGCUGUGACAGCUGGGACCAGAUGUAUUUUGACAUGAGAGAUCAAUCAUCCUGAGAAUUCAAAUCGGCCAAUGACGUGAACAUGGGAGUCAGACAGCAGAUGCACUAAAGGAGUGGACUGUGGUUGACACUCCUGGAACCCUUCUAUUCUAAAGCCAAAGUGCUUGACUCUCUUUUCAUUAAAAUCCAAAGAGGGGCAGGAGAGUGUAGCAUAUGUCAUUAGCAGCUGCAGGCCCCCUCCAGGAGUACUCCAUCUCUGUCCCGGAUGCUAUGAGGAGGCUGCUGACCUCCAGGCAGUGUGUGGCCAUAGGGAACAAUCAACUCCACGCCCAGGUCAGCCUCAUGGGCAUGCGGUCUAGCCCAGAGGGGGUCUGUGGGGGGUGGUCACCUGAUCCUGAGCUCCUUCCGUCACUGUUUUUGUCAGUGAGACAUUGGGUGGGUUGGCAGGAGUCUGUUGUCUCUAGAGAAAAGGACACUGGCACCCCACAGCCUCAGUCACAAAACUCACAUAAUGAUAAAAAAUACUUCAAAUGCUCUUCAGAGCAUGAGUGCCUUACAGAAAGCCAUUACUUUCUCACUCACAUCGAAAUGACGGCUUUGGGAUAAAUAGGACUGUCUUUAUCCACAGACGGCAUCCAUGUACAAAAAAUCUUACUGAAGCCUCAGAAAAGCUGAUGACCCAAACUAGAUGCAAACUAGAUCUAAUAAGUCAGUUUAGCAAGGUCUCAGGAAAUAAGAUCAAUAUAUCAACAUCAACUCUUUCUGUAUACUAGCAAUAAACAAUCAAAAAUUGAAAAUUUAAAAUGCGUUUUAUAAUAGAAUCAAAAACUGAUUCAUCAGCUUUUCUGGGGAUUCAGUAAGAUUUUUUUGUACAUAGUGUUAAAAUUGGUGAAAUUCAAGUAAAGUCUGUGUUUUAGUCAAUAUUAUUAUGCCCAUGUUAAUUUCUUGGUUUUGAUUUCAGUGUGGCUGUGUAGAUGUUAAUGUUGGAGGAAGCUGGGGGUGGGGGGUAGGGAA